This is a messenger RNA of Planococcus citri (citrus mealybug), 2323 nucleotides long. It is a transcript of the gene Hydr1, whose product is annotated as phospholipase Hydr1. Gene Ontology annotation, biological process: medium-chain fatty acid biosynthetic process; medium-chain fatty acid catabolic process. Gene Ontology annotation, molecular function: acetylesterase activity; monoacylglycerol lipase activity. The coding region runs from base 190 to 1374 and encodes 394 amino acids. The record is from RefSeq and is a predicted model, not a curated record. Lineage: Eukaryota; Metazoa; Arthropoda; Insecta; Hemiptera; Pseudococcidae. The transcript has 9 exons.
UUUUUUAGUUCAUCGCUAAACACAGUUCGUGAAAUUCUAGCUUUUUGUUUCAGGAUUUUUUAAAUUUAUAGUAGAAGUUAAAUUAAUGUAAAAUGUGUAGUGUAAUUGUGUGAUUUGUUCGUCGAAAUUCUUCGUUAAUAUUUCUCCGGAAAAUUUGUUCAAAAUUUAUUCGUUAUUUUAGAAGAAACGAUGGAUUCGCUUUUGAAGCAGUUAUUUAUUUUAACCGAUGUUCCUCGCUGGUUUGUGUAUUCAGUAUUAGGAUCCGGAUUUUUGGCGUAUUAUUAUUAUAAAGUGGUCAAGCCUCCAGUGCUUCAAUGUUCCUCUGCAAAAUAUAAGUUUUUCUUAGAAAGUAAUGUACCGGUAGUGAAGGAGAAAUUCUGGCCAACUGUUUGGUGCUUCGAGUCGCGUUUACAGACCGUACUUGGUAGUGUGUUUCGAGGAUUCCCAGAAAUUCCUUAUAAUAGGGAAAUUUUACAACUAAAAGAUGGCGGAGAAGUCGCAUUGGAUUGGUUACAUCCGGCCAACGAUGAUGAAAAUACUCCGGUCAUUGUUGUACUGCCUGGAUUAACUGGCAGCAGUUCGUCGUCCUAUAUUAAGGGGUUCGCUUUAGCCGGACAAGAAGCUGGAUUUCGUUUAGUUGUAUUUAAUAAUAGGGGUAUCGGAAUUGAAUUAAAGACACCUCAGACGUACUGCGCGUCGAAAUCUCACGAUUUAAUUCAAGUCGUUCAUCAUGUGAAAAAUAAAUACCCUAAUGCCCCCAUCGGAGGCAUGGGAGUCUCUCUCGGAGGAUUGAUCCUGGGUAAUUAUCUAUGUCGCGAAUCUCCCGAAGAACGAUUAUUCAAUGCCGGAAUGUUGAUCUCUGUACCGUUCGAUGUAUUCAAAGCUACAGACAGCAUCGAACAACUAGGAUUAAAUUACUUGCUGAAUAAGCAUCUAGCCAGCUGCUUAACCGGUUUCGUUAAAAAUUUGAAACAUUGUCUAGAUGGCGAAGACAGACCGUGGAAAAUCGAAGAAGUUAUCGCGAGUAAAACUGUUCGAGAAUUCGAUGCUAAAUUUACGAGCAAACAAUUCGGUUACGAAAGCGUGGAAGAUUACUACAACGAUGCAACUCUUCACAAUAAAUUGGCUAACAUUAAGACACCGGUUUUAUGUUUGAAUGCAGCAGACGAUCCAUUCCAACCUUUGGACGAAUUAGCAUCCGUUAAACACGAUCACGUUGGAAUUUUGGUUACUGCCAGAGGAGGUCAUAUCGGAUUUUUAGAAGGCCUUUGGCCGAUUAAAAAACGCAACGAAUUCAUGCAUCGAGUAUUCACGCAAUACUUCACGGCCAUGUUCAAAGACGAUACGUAUAAAGAAUUUGCGGCCGCGAAUUAAUUUUUGGAGCGUGCUAUCUUCUCUUCGUUUCGAAUUUUUAUUUCUCUCGCAUUAUGUUUCAUCAUGAUUGUUUUUAUUAUUUUUGUUUCAUAUAUUUCGAUGUACACGCGCUACAUUUUUGUGUUGAAAAUAACCGCACACAGUUUAAUUAGUCAUUUAACGUGUAAAACGACGUUAUACCUAAUAUUAUUAUUUUUCAAAUACCUACUACCUAGUGAAGAUUCACAAAAAAAGUAAGUAUUAAAAUAUUGUACCGUAUUUGUAUGUAAUUCGCAAAUAAUUAUGUGCCGCGAAUUGGUUUUAAUUUUAUAACAAAUCUGGAGGAUUCAUUUUACCUUUUUUUUAAAAUAAUGGUCCAUUUUGUGAUAUUAUAAUGCUUUUAUUUAUUAUAAAAGUAACAUGUUCUAGUUUUAUCUCGUUUAUUUUACUAUGUCGAAAAUACACGAAUCAGGUACUUUACUUACCUCGAAGCUCGAUGGUUUCGAAAUCGUGGGUAAAUAUUUCAUUCGACAUGAUAUUUUAAAUGUGAUCGAAUGUUUACCAUGAAUUUGGAUUUUUCUUACGAUUGUUACGUAAUGUUAUUUUUUAAAAAAAUAGUUUUUAUUGCUUUGUUGUGUAUUGUUUUAUAGUUGACGAUACAUUUUACUGAUUUGGUGUUUUAAACUCCAACGAACAUCUGACGACUGAUGAAAUUUGUAUUGACUUUUAGCUUAAUUUAGGCUAAAAAAAAAAAGUGUCGAGUUUUCAUAUAGUAUCGCUGUAUUGUAAAAUUUUUUAUGUUUUAGCGAUUUUACAUGUUUUUUUCCUCCGUAUUUUAAAAUACGUAUUGUUUUUUUAUCAUGAAGAAUAUUUAUCUUAAGUUUUUUUCUGAUUUUAUAUAAUCGAGCACCUCAUCAGUUCUCAAGCUGUGUCAUGAAUUACUUGAAUUUUAUAAACAUUCCUUCGAUUA